Molecule: messenger RNA, 856 nt
Organism: Tribolium madens (black flour beetle)
Lineage: Eukaryota; Metazoa; Arthropoda; Insecta; Coleoptera; Tenebrionidae
Product: protein takeout-like
Exons: 4
Coding region: 77-811 (244 amino acids)
Source: RefSeq, a predicted model, not a curated record
UUAUAGCUCCCUCUUGCUAUAUAAGACUAAAAUCGCAACAGCUUUGAUUUAGUCAGUGACAAUCAGUGCAAACAACAUGAAAAAAAUCACAUCUUGUUUAAUACAUUUUUGCCUAGCAACUCUAUGUUUUGGGGGCAAAUUACCGUCAAGUUUCAAAAAAUGUCACAAAAACGAUAACAAAUGCCUAUCAGAAGCCGCCGCUGAUGCCAUCCACCAAUUAAAUAAACCGAUCAAAGAGGCGAAUUUACCGAGUUUGGAACCACUCGAAGUACCAUCGUUGACCAUCGGCGCCGGAAGUGGACCCGUAGGACUUGAACAAAAAUUCAAAAAUGUCAAAAUUUACGGCUUUACGAAACCCACAACGACGCGAUUCGAACUCGAUUUAGAGAAGAAAAGCGCUCAUCUUGAAUGUGAUUUCGACGAAGUUAAACUCAUUGCCGACUACGAUAUCAACGGAAAAAUCCUCUUAUUGCCAGUUUAUGGUUCAGGACCGGCUCAAGUGAUACUGGAAAAAGUCCACGGUAUUGAAAAUUUCACUCUCGAAGAGUACGAAAAAAAGGGUAAAAAACAUUUGAAAGUCGUUUCAGAAGUAUUAUCAUUGGACCCAAGUUUAAUAAAAUUCAAUUUUGAUAAUUUAUUCAACGGUGAUAAGGCUUUAGGUGAUAAUAUUAAUCAAGUCGUCAAUGAGAAUUGGAAAGAAGUGUGGGGUGACAUCAAGAGUAGCUAUGAAGAUGCUUUUGGGCAAAUUAUCAUGGGAUUAUUUAAUAAUUUAUUGGCCAAAAUUCCAAUUGAGGAACUUUUGGACCAGUAAUAUGUAGUUUUUUUUUUUUUAAAUAAAAUUGAAAAAACCCAGUUA